Molecule: messenger RNA, 870 nt
Organism: Medicago truncatula (barrel medic)
Lineage: Eukaryota; Viridiplantae; Streptophyta; Magnoliopsida; Fabales; Fabaceae
Exons: 4
Coding region: 1-870 (289 amino acids)
Source: RefSeq, a predicted model, not a curated record
AUGAACACGGUGGUGGAGGCUCAACGCUUUCAUGGGUAUGGUGUUGGUUCUGGUGGUGGAGUUACAUUGACACACCUUCAGUUCGCAGAUGACACUAUUAUUAUUGGAGAAAAGAGUUUGUUGAAUGUGCGUACCAUGAGGGCAAUGUUGUUGUUUGAAGAGGUGUUAGGCUUGAAGGUGAAUUUUAACAAGAGUAUGCUGACAGGUAUCAAUAUCUCUGAAUCUUGGUUGUCGGAGGCGGCGUUGGUGAUGAAUUGUUGGAGGGGAACUAUUCCGUUUAUUUAUUUGGGGUUGCCUAUUGGUGGUGAUUCUAGGAAACUUAGUUUUUGGAAACAUGUUGUCGAUCGCAUUGUCUCUCGCCUGUCGUCGUGGAAUAAUAAAUUCCUGUCUUCCGGUGGCCGUUUGGUUCUUCUGAAGGGGCGGUUGCAAGAGGGUGGUAGACAUAGUUCGACAUGGUGGCGGAUGUUGAGUAGGGUCCGCGAAGGGGUUGGUGAGGGUGUUGUGGAUAAGGAGUGUUCGGUGGCAGAGAUGUGUAGGCUAGGGUGGGCGGAGGGGGCUGAAGCUUGGAUUUGGCGUAGGCGAUUGUUGGCCUGGGAGGAGGAAAAUGAUAAUGUUCAUGAUACUUGGAGGUGGUAUUUAGAUCCUACUCAUGGCUAUUCAGUCAGGGUCGCAUACCGUUUUAUUACUACAUCUGGUGAACCGUCGGAUAGCAUUCAUGAUGACAAUGUAUGGCAUCGGCUUAUUCCAGCAAAGGUCUCUUUGUUUGUGUGGCGCCUCAUGCGUAAUAGGUUACCUACAAAAGACAACUUGGUGCGUAGGAGGGUCCUCCCACCAAAUGGUGUGGUGUGUGUAUUAGGGUGUGGCGAAUAG